UCGUUCAUCAUUGUUAUGUAGUAUUAUAAAUAGUAUAAAUGUAUUAAUACUUAUUUAUAUGAAUAACAUAUAGUGAAAUGAUUGAUAAUUCGUGUAUAACAUCUAUAGCUAGCCGUUGAAACUUUAUCGUUAUAUGUUGGUUAGUAGGAAGUAAGAUAAGACACCACUUCCUCGUGCGUUUGAAAGGAAUUACAGAUUUUUUCAUUCAGUAGCGGUAAAUGCAUGCUAAUGAGUAUACAUGAAAUGCAAAAAUAUAAGAAAUAUAUAGUGUGAUAGUGUUAUAAUUUUUCGAUUUUCUUUUUAUACACUUUAAAAUGAGUGAGAAACUUGCGGCAAAACAUACAAAUUCGGUAGCUUUAAAAAAGCAUAAGCUAUUGUUAAACAGGAGUGAAUCGAGAAGUUGUUGCCCAUAUUCGAGACCGCAUAGAUUAGCCAUAUUUUGUAUAAUAACAUGCUGUAUAUUUAUACUUUAUUGGAUCAUAUUGUCUCCUCUUUUGAUCGGUGCUUAUCAUUCAGGCAAGGCUAAAAAUUGGCCCAGUGAAUGGUUCAUUUUGAAUUGGAUUUUCGCAUUUCUAAUUUGGCUUUUCAUUAUGUUAUGCUUGCUUUUAAUUUGGAAAUGUUUCGAAAUUAAACAUUAUGAUGACGAUGUUAAACUGCAAUCCUAUGGUACGAAUGAUUCUUUGAAAUCGGGGACUUUGAUUAAUACGAAACUUGAUCAUUCGCAAAAUGUAAAACUGAAAGAUACAAAACAAGAUGGACCUCCGGACGAUUCAAUUUCUGAUAAAGAUAAAAUUGCCUGUGAUAAAUCAAAUAUGGAUAUUUCGGAUAAAUCUCGGCAUAACAAAGUUAAAAAGCAUAAAGAUCUUCCCCCUCUUGUGAUUCAUCGUCGUAAUUCAGGUAAUGAGGUCGGACGUAUUGGAACUAUAAAUAUGGAGAAAAAUGUUAAUAAAGAUGAAGAUAUACCCAAGUCAGGAAAUGAUACUUUAAAAAAUCAAAGAGAAUCAAUGAAAGAUUACUUAAAAUUGGUAGCAGUUACACCGCAAGAUGAAUUGGACACAAAGAGUCCGAAAGGAUCUCUUUCUCCAAGAGAAUUAUUUUUUAUCGAUCUCAUAAGAGAAGCUGAGAAAGCUGAACAAAACAGAACAAGUAAUCCUCAAGGAACGGAAGGGAACCAAUUUUUCCCAAGUGAUUUUUCGUUGGUUAGAAAAGAUGUUAACGAAGAUAAGAGAGAAAAGCAAAAACCAACUGAUACUCCAACAAAUAAACAGCAAGAAGUAACGUAUUUUAUCGCGGAUGUAAAAAGUCCGAAAAGGGAAAAAAAUGAAGUAUAUUUAGAAAUCGAACCAGAUCAAGAAUCAGCCAAAAAGUGGUGUGUGUGUUUGAAUAACGAAAAACCAAUCCUUGUAUUACAAGCUGAUUCCAAGGACGAUUCCAAAAAUUAAGUUGUUUUAUCCGAAAUAUAAUUAGAUAUUCCGUAGUUUAACAAAGUAUCUAAAUCAAUCAUUUUACUACUAGUUAUAAAUUCCUGCACUAUAUUAUAUACAUAGAAUAAUACAUAAUGAUAGUAGGAUAGUCAAGGAGGCAUAAGAAAAUACUUCACAGUAAUC
Messenger RNA from Bombus pascuorum, 1607 nucleotides. RefSeq names its product caveolae-associated protein 4-like. The transcript has a single exon. The record is from RefSeq and is a predicted model, not a curated record. Lineage: Eukaryota; Metazoa; Arthropoda; Insecta; Hymenoptera; Apidae. Bases 315 to 1442 code for a protein of 375 amino acids.